AUGCGUCACUUCAUACCUAUCGACAAGCUGGACGUCGAUACGAUGGUCGACGCGUUUGUCAACAGGGUGUUUUCACUCCACGGCGCCCCCGAGCUUAUCACUUCUGAUAGGGGAUCACAAUUUGUUUCACACUUUUGGCACUGUUUGACAGAGCGCCUGGGCUCCAGGCUGAAACCCUUGUCCGCGUAUCAUCCCUCCACGAACGGGCAGACAGAGAUCUUGAAUGCCGUGCUAGAGCAGUACCUCCGUAUCUACAUCUCGCUUGAUCAGGACGAUUGGGUAGACCACUUGCCUCUCACGGAGUUUGCUUCAAACAAUGCCGUCUCUAGUACUACGAAGUUUUCCCCGUUCUUCGCCAACUACGGAUGGAACCCAUGGAUCGGCAUCGAGCCUCCCUCACCAAGGCCCCCGAACUUGACCAGUGACGAGACGCGGGAAUGGGACAAAGCUGACAAGCACGCCGAGCUUAUGAAGGACUUGCUCAAAGAACUCUGUCAUAAUAUGGCUAAGGCACAGGAAGAUCACGCGCACUAUUCAAACAUUAAACGCGGUGACACCCCCGUGUACGAGGUAGGGGACAUGGUAUGGCUGAGCUCUGAGAAUAUCGUCACACAAAGACCGUCUAGGAAGUUGAGCAACAAGUGGCUAGGUCCAUUCGCGGUAUCACGAACGUACAAACGAGCAUGUGCUCUCGAGCUUGAUGGACAAUUCAACAGUAUCUUCCCUGUGUUCCACCAUUCACUUUUGCGACCCGUUGAGAAGCCGAGGACCCAAGAACAAGUCGAGAUUAACAAGGACUCCCAGGACGACCAGAAGGGCCUCAUCAUCGUCCCAGACGACAGGGGACGCCUCCAGAGGAAGUGGGUGUUCAACAGAAUAACUGAUAGCUUUCUGGAUGAGAAGGAAGGUCUCCAGUACCGGAUCGAGUGGCGGGAUGGGACCACAUCGUGGCAACCUGCUCGCAACCUCCAAAGAUGUCACUGGAUUAUUCACGAGUUCCACCGCAUGAACAAGGGUAAACCAGGACCCCCAUGGUGGUAUCACAAGAAGAAAGCCCUCGAGCAAAGGGACUGGCAUGAAAGAAAGGCUGGGAAUGAAUCAGAGUUAAGUGAUAACGAUUCGGAUUGA
Molecule: messenger RNA, 1128 nt
Organism: Anthostomella pinea
Lineage: Eukaryota; Fungi; Ascomycota; Sordariomycetes; Xylariales; Xylariaceae
Source: the annotation of a GenBank genome assembly